ACAGAUGUUGUCUCCAUUAUGUUACCACACAACUGAGGCAAGAAUAAUUGGAGUCCAGUGGGAUUUGAUCAGUGGAUAUUGAGAGUGAGAAGCACUCACCCCUUUAGCUUCAGGCACCAGAACCAGCGUGAGAACCUGCUAUGGACUUCCCGCUCCAGCUCCUCCUCCUGGCCUCAUCCAUCCCAGCAGGCCUGACCUCAUGGGGCGUCUCCAGUCCCCAGGCUGUGCAGGGCGUAAGGGGUUCCUGCCUCGUCAUCCCCUGCAUCUUCAGCUUCCCUGCCAGCGUGGAGGUGCCCCACGGCAUCACAACCAUCUGGUACUAUGACUACUCGGGCAAUCGGCAGGUAGUGAGCCAUUCCGGGAACCCCCAGCUGGUGGAGGCCCGUUUCCAAGGCCGUGCCCUGCUAGUGGGGCGUGCUGAGCACAAGUUGUGCAGCCUGCUGCUGAGGGACCUGCGAGCCGAGGACUCGGGCUCCUACAACUUCCGCUUUGAGAUCAGUGAGGGCAACCGCUGGUCAGAUGUCACAGGCACAGUGGUCACCGUGACAGAGGAGCCCAGCGUGCCCACCAUUGCCUCACCAGCUGAGCUGCGCGAGGGCAUGGUGGUGGACUUCAACUGCUCCACUCCCUACGCGUGCCUGCAGGAGCCAGUCAAUCUGCAGUGGCAAGGCCAGGACCCCACCCGCUCCAUCACCUCCAACCUCCAGAAGCUUGAGCCCACGGGCAUCAGCCACCUGGAGACCCUCCACAUGGCCCUGUCCUGGCAGGACCAUGGCCGGACCUUGCGCUGCCAGCUCUCGGUGGCCAACCACAGGACUCAGGGCGAGAUUCACCUCCAAGUGCAGUAUGCCCCCAAGGGUGUGAAGAUCCUCCUCAGCCCUUCGGGGCGAAACAUCCUUCCAGGUGAUCUGGUCACACUCACCUGCCAGGUGAAUAACAGCUACCCUCAGGUCAGUUCCGUGCAGUGGGUCAAGGAUGGGACACACCUCAAAGACCAGAGUCGUGUACUACAGCUGCCCCAGGCAGCCUGGGAGGAUGCUGGCAUCUACACCUGUGAAGCUGGGAAUGGCGUGGGCUCUUCGGUCUCACCCCCUGUCAGCCUCCACGUCUUCAUGGCUGAGGUCCAGGUGAGCCCAGCAGGCUCCAUCCUGGAGAACCAGACAGUGACGCUGGCCUGCAACACACCUAAAGAAGCACCCAGUGAGCUGCGCUACAGGUGGUACAAGAACCACGCCCUGAUGGAGGACACUCACAGCCGCAUCCUCCAGCUGCACUCAGCCACCAGGGCUGAUACAGGCUUCUACUUCUGUGAGGUGCAGAAUGCCCAGGGCAGUGAGCGCUCUGGUCUGGUCAGCGUGGUGGUCAGCCACCCACCCCUCGCCCCGGACCUAACUGCCUUCCUGGAGACACAGGCAGGGCUGGUGGGCAUCCUCCAGUGCUCUGUGGUCAGCGAGCCCAUGGCUACUCUGGUGUUGUCACAUGGGGGCCUCAUCCUGGCCUCCACUUCCGGGGAGGGUGACUACAGCCCACGCUUCAGUGUCUCCUCUGCCCCCAACUCCCUGCGCCUGGAGAUUCGAGACCUGGGGCCAACUGACAGUGGGGAGUACACGUGCUCAGCCACCAACUCCCUUGGGAAUGCGUCCUCCGCUCUGGACUUCCAUGUCAAUGCAGCCCGCCUCCUCAUCAGCCCGGCAGCAGAGGUGGCAGAAGGGCAGGCCGUGACACUGAGCUGUAGGAGCAACCUAAGCCCGACACCUGACGUACGCUUCUCCUGGUACCGGAACGGGGCCCUCCUUCUCAAGGGGCCCAGCAGCAGCCUCCUGCUCCCUGCUGCCUCCAGCACUGACGCCGGCUCAUACCACUGUUGGGCCCAGGAUGGCCAUAGCACCAGCGGACCCUCCUCACCUGCUGUCCUCACCGUCCUCUAUGCCCCACGCCAGCCCAUGUUUACCGCCCGGCUGGACCCUGAUACCGCAGGAGCCGGGGCUGGACGGCGAGGCAUCCUCUUGUGCCGUGUGGACAGUGACCCCCCGGCCCAGCUGCGGCUGCUCCACAGGAACUGUGUCGUGGCCUCUUCCCUGCCAUCCGGGGGCAGCUGUAGCACCUGUGGGGGCUGUUCCCAACGCACGAAAGUCACCAGAGCGCCCAAUCUGCUGCGUGUAGAGAUCCAAGACCCGGUGCUGGAGGACGAGGGCAUGUACCUGUGCGAGGCCAGCAGUCUCCUGGGCAAUGCCUCUGCCUCAGCGACCUUCAAUGCCCAGGCCACUGUCUUGGUCAUCACACCAUCGCACACGCUGCAGGAGGGCACUGGAGCCAAUCUGACUUGCACGGUGGGCCGGGAAGCCGGUGGCCCUGCCAACUUCUCCUGGUUCCGGGAUGGGGCACUGUGGGCCCAGGGCCCCCUGGAGACCCUGACGCUGCUGCCCGUGACCAGAAGGGAUGCUGCCCUGUAUGCCUGCCGCAUCCUCACCGAGGCUGGUGCCCAGCUCUCCACCCCUGUGGUCCUGAGUGUGCUCUAUCCCCCAGAUCCUCCAAAGCUGUCAGCUCUCCUGGAUGUGGACCAGGGCCACACGGCUCUGUUCAUCUGUACUGUGGACAGUCGCCCUCUUGCCCAGCUGUCUCUGUUCCAUGGGGAGCACCUCCUGGCCACCAGCCCGGGGCCCCGGCUCUCAUCCCGUGGCCGCCUCCAGGCCAAAGCCACAGCCAACUCCUUGCAGCUAGAGGUCCAAGACUUGAGCCUGGCGGACUCUGGCAGCUACCGCUGCGAGGCCACCAAUGUCCUGGGAUCAGCCAACACUUCCCUCUUCUUCCAGGUCCGAGGAGCCUGGGUCCGGGUGUCACCAUCGCCUGAGCUCCGAGAGGGCCAGGCUGUGGUCCUGAGCUGCCAGGUACCCACAGGGGUCCUGGAGGGGACCUCAUACCGCUGGUAUCGGGAUGGCCAGCCCCUCCAGGAGUCCACCUCAGCCACAGUCCAUUUUGCAGCCAUAACUUUGAGCCAAGCUGGGGCCUACCAUUGCCAAGCCCAGGCUCCAGGUUCAGCCACCACGAACUUGGCUGUCCCCGUCAGCCUCCACGUGUCCUAUGCCCCUCGCGAGGCCACACUCACCCCCCUAAUGGACACAGGCCCUGGGCGACUGGGCCUCCUCCUGUGCCGUGUGAACAGCGACCCUCCAGCCCAGCUACGACUGCUCCACGGGGACCUCCUCGUGGCCUCUACCCUACAAGGUGUCGGGGAGCUUGCAGGCAGCUCUCCCCGGCUACAGGUGGCUGUGGCCCCCAACAUGCUGCGUCUGGAGAUCCACAAUGCAGUGCUGGAGGAUGAGGGCGUUUACACCUGCGAGGCCACCAACGCCCUGGGCCAGGCCUCGGCCUCAGCCACCUUUGAUGCCCAGGCUGUGAGUGUGCAGGCGUGGCCCAAAGCCACCGUACAGGAGGGGCAGCUGGUGAACCUGACCUGCCUUGUAUGGGCUACCCACGUGGCCCAGCUCACCUAUACAUGGUACCAAGACGGGCAGCAGCGCCCAGGUGCUGUCCACUCCAUUACCCUGCCCAACGUCACGGUCAUGGAUGCCGCCUCCUACCGCUGUGGCGUGUUGACCCCUGGCCAGGCACUCCACCUCUCCAGACCUGUCACCCUGGACGUCCUCUAUGCACCCCGCCGCAUGCGCCUGACCUAUCUCCUGGAGAGCCGCGGCGGGCAGCUGGCCCUGGUGCUGUGCACAGUGGACAGCCGCCCACCUGCCCAGCUGGCCCUCAGCCACGCUGGCCGUCUCCUGGUGUCCUCGACCACAGCCUCUGUCCCCAACACCCUGAGGCUGGAGCUGUGGGAGCCCGGGCCCAGUGACGAGGGUCUCUACAGCUGCUCGGCCCGCAGUCCUCUGGGUCAGGCCAACAUGUCCCUGGAGCUGCGGCUAGAGGGUGUGCGGGUGACCCUGGCUCCGUCAGCCACUGUGCCUGAGGGAGCCCCCGUCACAGUGACUUGUGAAGACCCUGCUGCCCGCCCACCCACCCACUAUGCCUGGUACCACAACAGUCGUUGGCUGCAGGACGGGUCAGCUGCCUCGCUCUCAUUCCCGGUGGCUACACGGGCUCACGCGGGCACCUAUACCUGCCAGGUCCAGGAUGCCCAGGGCACACGCAGCUCCCGGCCCACAGCACUGCAUGUCCUCUAUGCCCCUCGGGACGCUGUCCUGUCCUCCUUCUGGGACUCAAGAGCCAGCCCCAUGGCCGUGGUACAGUGCACUGUGGACAGCGAGCCACCUGCUGAGCUGGCCCUGUCCCGCGAUGGCAAGGUGCUGGCCACCAGCCAAGGGGUCCACGGCUUAGCAGUGGGGACGGGCCACAUCCAGGUGGCCCGCAACGCCCUGCGGCUGCGGGUGCAAGAUGUGCCCUCAGGUGACAAGGACACCUACGUCUGCACGGCCCGCAACUUGUUGGGCUCAGUCAGCACCACAGGGCAACUGCAGGCAGAAGGUGUGCAUGUGGUGGCUGAGCCAGGGCUGGAUGUGCCUGAGGGCACAGCGCUGAACCUGAGUUGUCGCCUCCCCGGUGGUGCUGGGCCCAUGGGGAACUCUACCUUUGCUUGGUUCUGGAAUGGCCGGCAACUACACACAGAGCCUGUGCCCACCCUCGCCUUCACUCAUGUGGCCCUCGCCCAAGCUGGGAUGUACCACUGCCGGGCUGAGCUCCCCACUGGGGCCACCACCUCUGCUCCAGUCAUGCUCCGGGUGCUCUACCCUCCCAAGACGCCCACCAUGACAGUUUUUGUGGAGCCCGAGGGUGGCGUUCAGGGCAUUCUGGACUGCCGAGUGGACAGCGAGCCCCUAGCCAGUCUGACCAUCCACCUUGGCAGUCGGCUGGUGGCCUCCAGCCAGCCCCAGAUUGCUCCUGCCAAGCCACACAUCCAUGUCUCAGUCACCCCCAAUGCCUUGAGGGUGGACAUCGAGGAGCUGAGGCCCGGUGACCAGGGGGAAUAUGUGUGCUCUGCCUCCAAUGCCCUGGGCUCUGCCUCUGCUGCCACCUACUUUGGAACCAGAGCCCUGCACCGCCUACAUCUGUUCCAGCAGCUACUCUGGGUCCUGGGGCUGCUGGCGGGCCUCCUCUUCCUACUGUUGGGCCUGGGGGCCUGCUACGCCUGGAGAAGGAGGCAUUUUCAUAAGCUGAGAGUGUGUGAAAAUUCGGUGGAGAUGGCUUCUCAGAAGGAAACCACACAGCUCAUUGAUCCUGAUGCAGCCACAUUUGUGACCUUGUCCUGUGCUCUGCCCCUGAGCUGACCUGUAGCAUUUCCUGCCUUCAGGGGGAGGAGGUUACCGGAAUCUGUGAUGACUCGGGCCCUGUGAACAAGGCAGCGUUGGGUCC
Molecule: messenger RNA, 5358 nt
Organism: Physeter macrocephalus (sperm whale)
Lineage: Eukaryota; Metazoa; Chordata; Mammalia; Artiodactyla; Physeteridae
Gene: SIGLEC1
Product: sialic acid binding Ig like lectin 1
Exons: 22
Coding region: 141-5273 (1710 amino acids)
Biological process (GO): clathrin-dependent endocytosis of virus by host cell
Cellular component (GO): plasma membrane; late endosome; early endosome
Molecular function (GO): virion binding
Source: RefSeq, a predicted model, not a curated record